Molecule: messenger RNA, 2778 nt
Organism: Vicia faba (fava bean)
Lineage: Eukaryota; Viridiplantae; Streptophyta; Magnoliopsida; Fabales; Fabaceae
Source: the annotation of a GenBank genome assembly
AUGGUUUCUCUUAGGCCAUUAGUUGCUCUAACUCUCUCUUCCUUUGUUCUAACUUGCCUUCUAUGUUUAGCUGAAGAAACUAACUAUUCUUCUUCCAAAAUCGGUCGAGGCUACCGUUUGAUAUCCAUUGAAGAUACACCUGAUGGUGCACUUGUAGGUCUCCUGCAAGUUAAGCAGAAGAACAAUAUUUAUGGUGCUGACAUUCCCCUUUUAUGCUUCUACGUCAAGCACGAGACCGAGAAUCGUUUGAGGGUACACAUAACUGAUGCAAACAACAAAAGGUGGGAGGUUCCUUAUGAUCUUUUGCCUAGGGAGCAACCACCACCUCUGAAGAGGUUGAAGAAGAAGAAGCCAUUAUCAGUUUCAGAGUAUUCAAGCUCUGAGCUUGUUUUCAGUUACACUUCUGACCCAUUUAGUUUUAAAGUGAAAAGAAAGUCCAAUGGUGAUACCCUUUUUGACUCAAAUUCUAAUGAAUCAGAUCCAUUUGGUCCAUUAGUACUCAAAGACCAAUAUUUGGAAAUUUCUACCAAAUUGCCUAAAGAUGCUUCAUUAUAUGGUUUAGGAGAGAACACACAAUCACAUGGGAUGAAGUUACAUCCAAAUGAUCCUUACACUUUGUAUACAACUGAUAUAUCAGCUGUUAAUCUCAAUUCGGAUUUAUAUGGAUCACAUCCUGUGUACAUGGAUCUCAGAAAUGAAGGUGGAAAAUCUCAUGCACAUGGUGUUUUGUUGUUGAAUAGUAAUGGAAUGGAUGUGUUUUACAAAGGGAACUAUUUGACAUACAAAAUCAUUGGAGGUGUUUUUGAUUUUUACUUCUUUGCUGGACCAUCUCCUCUGAAUGUUGUUGAUCAGUAUACUACUUUAAUUGGAAGACCUGCUCCAAUGCCUUAUUGGGCCUUUGGAUUCCAUCAAUGCAGAUGGGGUUAUCACAACCUAUCUGUGAUAGAACAUGUUGUUGAGAAUUACAAGAAGGCCAAAAUCCCACUUGAUGUGAUAUGGAAUGAUGAUGAUCACAUGGAUGGACACAAGGACUUCACAGUCAAUCCAGUUAGCUAUCCACUUCCAAAGCUUUUAAGCUUCCUAGACAGAAUUCACAGCAUUGGCAUGAAAUAUAUUGUGAUCAAUGAUCCCGGAAUCGCUGUUAACACAAACUAUGGUGUAUACCAAAGGGGUAUGGCUAAUGAUGUUUUUAUCAAAUAUGAAGGUGAACCAUUCAUGGCUAUGGUUUGGCCAGGAGCAGUUUACUUUCCUGAUUUUCUCAAUCCGAAAACAGUUUCUUGGUGGGGAGACGAGAUUCGCCGCUUCCAUGAACUUGUUCCUAUUGAUGGCUUAUGGAUCGACAUGAAUGAAGUUUCGAAUUUCUGCACGGGAAAAUGUACUAUUCCAAAGGGAAGAUUUUGUCCACUCCAAGGUGAAAAAUUACCAAAUUCGACGUGUUGCUUGGAUUGUACAAACAUCACAAGCACGAGAUGGGAUGAUCCUCCCUACAAAAUCAAUGCGUCCGGAAAGGAGGCUCCAAUAGGCUUCAAAACUAUAGCAACUAGCGCAGUUCAUUAUAAUGGCGUGUUGGAAUAUGAUGCUCAUAGUCUUUUUGGUUUCUCCGAAGCCAUUGCAACGCACAAAGCGCUUCUUGAACUUCAAGGUAAACGACCGUUUGUUUUGUCUCGUUCGACUUAUGUAGGAUCAGGCAAAUAUGCUGCUCAUUGGACUGGUGACAACAAAGGAACAUGGGAGGAUUUAAGAUAUUCUAUAUCUACUGUUCUCAAUUUCGGAAUAUUUGGUAUGCCAAUGGUUGGUGCAGAUAUAUGUGGUUUCUAUCCAGCGCCUACCGAAGAGCUUUGUAAUAGGUGGAUUGAAGUUGGUGCUUUCUAUCCAUUCUCAAGGGAUCAUUCAAGUGUUAUUUCUCCUAGACAGGAGCUUUAUCAAUGGGAAUCCGUAGCUGAAUCGGCUAGAAAUGCUUUGGGGAUGAGAUAUAAGCUUCUACCCUAUCUGUAUACAUUAAACUAUGACGCUCAUAUUAGUGGAGCCCCGAUUGCUCGGCCUCUUUUCUUCUCGUUUCCAAAUUUUGUUCGAUGUUAUGGCCUAAGCACUCAGUUCUUACUUGGAAGUGGCCUAAUGAUUUCUCCUGUUCUCGAGCGAGGGAAAACGGAAGUUAAAGCACUCUUUCCGCCCGGAACAUGGUACAGCUUAUUUGAUUUGACACAAACCAUUGUUUCAAGAGAUGGAAACUAUGUUACCCUUGAUGCACCCUUGCAUGAAAUCAAUGUGCAUUUAUAUCAGAAUACUAUUCUUCCAAUGCAGCAAGGUGGUAUGGUAUCUAAGGAUGCCAGAAUGACACCUUUUAGCCUCAUUGUGACAUUUCCAGCCGGUGCGAAUGAAGGAGAAGCUAAAGGAAACUUGUUCAUUGAUGAUGAUGAGAUGCCAGAUAUGAAGCUCGGAAACGGCUAUUCGACCUACGUUGAAUUCCAUGCAAGUGUGAAUGAAGGAACUGUGAAAAUUUGGUCAGAAGUUCAAGAGGGAAAGUUUGCUUUAGAUCAAGGUCUGGUUAUUGAGACAAUAAAUGUGUUGGGAUUGAGCUAUGGAAGUGGAGAACUAGUUAGAAUUGAGAUAGAUGGAGAACCAUCAAUUGGUGUCUCAAAUGUGAAAGUUAGUACAUAUGAACAUAAGUACUUGUACAAGGAAGGAGGUGGAGAAAAAAAGACAGUAAUGGUUGGAUUGAAUGGCUUGAAUAUCCCUGUAGGUAAAGAAUUUGCUCUUACAUGGAAAAUGGGAUCAUGA